AUGGGUCGCGAUUUUCGUACGGUUCUCACUAUUUUCAUUCUCGUUUUCUUUCUUCUUUCUUUCUACUGCACCCACAUAUUCUUUAUCGAAAAAUCCUCGGGCAAUGGAGAAAACCCGGAUCGGAAAAAGCCACUGAUCUUCGAAAAAUUGAGAUAUUUGCUAGCACCCAAGACUUUCAAGAACCGAGAAAAUUCAAGAAUAAACGGCAAACUCAUUUGUUUUUCUCCUUCACCUUCACCUUCACCUUCACCUUCACCUUCGCCUUCACAUUCACAUUUGGCAAUAUUGCCUUCUCAGGCGGCACGAGCUCCUCAUCCACCAUGGCACCACCAUACUCCGCCAGCUGUACACGAGAAAAAACGAGCAAAGGGCGCCAAAACAUUGGUUCUUACAGCAGCCAUUGUCUCGGGUGUUGUUUUGACAGCUUGUUUGUUAUGUUCGUUCGGUUUUUUCUUGAGAUUCAAGAAAAAACAGAGGAGGAAACAGAGAAGAAAACAGAGGAGUAAAAACGUGUCGAAGCUUGUAAAUAGCUCGGUAAAUAAGGUAAACAGCUCUGAACAUUUUUACCUCGACUCGUUAGAAUCCGCUUUACAAGAAGACGACGAUUUGUGUCGGUUUAAACCGAGCCCUAUGAUCGAAAAAUCGAGCUCCAACACAAAACUCGUGAAAUUAGAGAGUGGCAUUUCGAGCUUGGAAAUAGAUAACAUUGUUACUGAGGAAGCUCAUUCAUCCGAUGAAGAAUCUUUCCAUUCUUUUGCCGAUUCGCAAUCGUUCGAGCCAAGAAUAUCCAAUGCGUCGGAAUCUUCUGUUAAUAAUCCACUCGAAACCUUAAAAUCGGAUAGAGUUGAAGAACCUUAUUUUUCGCCAACGAAAAAUUUGCCGCCUUUGCCGCCACCUGUUCCUCCUCCUCCACCGCCACCACAUCAGCAUCCGGUUUUGCCAGCUGGACCUCCGGCGCCACCUCCUCCGCCUCUUCUCGGUCAAAAAGUGGCGCUAGGGAAAAACGGGUCUCCAUUGCCGAAGCUAAAACCGCUUCAUUGGGACAAAGUCAGAGCCGGGCCUGACCGGUCAACCGUGUGGGACCAAAUGCGGUCGAGCUCGUUCGAGUGA
Molecule: messenger RNA, 1110 nt
Organism: Striga asiatica
Lineage: Eukaryota; Viridiplantae; Streptophyta; Magnoliopsida; Lamiales; Orobanchaceae
Source: the annotation of a GenBank genome assembly